This is a messenger RNA of Cryptosporidium ubiquitum, 4458 nucleotides long. Its product is annotated as membrane ATPase. Gene Ontology annotation, cellular component: membrane. The transcript has a single exon. The record is from RefSeq and is a predicted model, not a curated record. The coding region runs from base 1 to 4458 and encodes 1485 amino acids. Gene Ontology annotation, molecular function: ATP hydrolysis activity; P-type transmembrane transporter activity; ATP binding. Lineage: Eukaryota; Apicomplexa; Conoidasida; Eucoccidiorida; Cryptosporidiidae.
AUGCAAAAUAAAUCAAAUCUUUCAGCAAAAGAAUAUGUUACUUUUGGUGGCAUUAAUAACUGUAUUGUAUACUCUGUAGUUUCCCAGAAUGCUAAUGUAAACAACAAAGUCCAUGAAGAGUCGCAUAACUUUGAUUUCCCCGUUUACAUUACUCCCAUUUCUCGUAGACUUUAUCUUGAAAAAGUAUACCUGAUUAUUCAAAUAUUUACAUUUGGAAUUAUUUCAAUUUUUUCACAUUGGUUCCCAAACUUCUACAGAUGGAUAAACUUUAAAGCUUCAACAAUUAUUGAAUGUGACUCUUUUUUAGUCAUUACAAAAGAAUCAUAUUAUGCUGUUGUUAAAAAGAAUAAGUUCUACAGUUCAAAUAAGAAUUUUUCAAAGGAUGAAAUGAAUCUUUUAAAAUUUCUCAAUAUUCUUCCGUCUCAAUAUAAAUUCAAUGAUCUGAAGGUACAAAAGAAUAGUAACCACAAUAUUUCAAGUAGCAACCGAGCAAGCAUUAUUAAUUGCAAUAAUAAUUUAAUAUGUCACCAAAACUCUUUAUUCUUUAAUCCAGAUAUCGAAAUCACAUUCUUUACAUUUUGUGGUUCAAUAUAUGUUUUUGAUUCAGUAUUAAACAAAUUUAAUAUUACUAUUCCUUCUCUCGAUAAUAAUCCAUACUCUGUAAUUAGAAAUCGAUUUGGUAAGAUUCUUGGAUCUUUAUCAAAGAUUGAGAAUACAGAUGAUUCACCUUAUACAGAUUCUAUUGAGCACAUUCAAGAAGACUCAAUUAGGUUAAAUCUUCAGAAUAUCUUUGGUAAAUGCUCAUGUGACAUUCCCAUUGUACCAAUUGCUGACCUUAUUAAGAAUGAGAUUUUACAUCCCUUUUUUAUUUUUCAAGUAUGUGCAAUAUUUAUUUGGUUCAGAAAUAGUUAUGUUGAAUAUGCCGUUUUAAUUAUACUAAUUACCAUAAUUUCCCUAAUUAACUCUGUAUAUGAUACUAGAUGUAGUCAUAUUAAGAUAAAUGAAAUUUCAAAGCUUGAUUACAAAGUAUCCAUAAUUUCCAGAAAUCCAAAUACUAAAGAACCAUAUGAGCGCAUAAUUAACUCUUCAGAUCUUCUUCCUGGUGAUCUUAUUAUAUUAAAACCUGGAAUGAUACUUCCAUGUGAUGCAAUCAUAUUAACUUCUAACAUCAUUGUUAAUGAAGCUGCUCUUACAGGAGAAUCUGUUCCUGUUCUCAAAUCGCCAAUACCAAAAUAUUCCAGUGAGCUUUUUGAUGCGGAAAAAGAUCAUAAACAUAUUGUAUACUCUAGAACUGUAGUUAUGGGAGUUCAAGGAGCAAACAAUAUUCAAGGAAUUGCCCUUGUUUUAAAGAUUGGAUUCUCAACUCUUCAAGGAAGAUUUCUUCAGUCAAUGUAUUGUGAUGUAAUUACUAAUAGGUUACAUUACCAGAAUGAUAAACUUUACCAAGACUCCAUGAAGUUUGUAAAAUUCUGCUUUUUUAUUGGAAUUAUUGGAUCCAUUAUUACUGCAGUUACUGGAUUCACUAUUGGUAUAGAACCAAUUGUAAUUAUACUCCGCUCAUUUGACUUAUUCACCAUUGUUGCUCCACCGGCUCUUCCUGCAACUAUUGCUGCAGGUUCUACUGUAGCUAUAAGAAAGCUUAAAAAUAAGAAAAUUUCUUGCUCAAACCCAAGCUCUGUCAAUAUUGCAGGUCAAGUUAAUACUGUAGUUUUUGACAAAACUGGAACUUUAACUUCUGAUGGCUUAGAUGCUGUAGGGUGCAUCUCAUCAAUACCAGGAUCAAUACCCUAUCUUGAUGGACUAUGUACGUCAGGUUCACAAGCAACUCAUCUUAUGUCUCAAGCUCUUGCAACUUGCCAUACUGUGAGUUAUAUUGACAAUGAGCACUCGCAAAACUUUGGUAAAAAACAUUAUCAAAAUGAAGGUAAUAUUUCAGAGCAACCCUUAAACUCAAGAGUCAUUGUUGGUGAACCUUUAGAAAUGUGUAUGUUCCAAUUUAGUGGGUGGAUAUUAUGUGAUGAUUGUAGCAAUAGUUACUAUCAUAAUUUAAAUGAAAACUAUGAAAGUAACCUUGACUACUUAGCCAACAAUAAUUUCAACAACCUUAAAUUUGAGAGGUCACGUUCAGAAUCUUCUAUCCAGGAUUCUAUUCAGAAAAAUACCAACAAUAAUCUUGGAAAUGAUUCCUUACCUUUCCAACUUAGCAACAAUUUUGAGAUUGAUAACAGUUGUGUCAGCUCUGAAAACUUUGAUUUUUCUGAACUUCCGCCCCCGAGAACUGUAAGAAGGUACUUUGAGCGUGUUGAAGGAUCUCAUAUAUUUGGAUCACAAGAUUUUGAAGAGCUUGAGAUUCUCAAAGUUUAUGAAUUUUGUUCAAAGUUAAGAAGAAUGACUGUAGUUUGCAGAAACCCUGCUAAACCUUAUGAGUUUUUGGUUUUCUGUAAAGGUAGCCCUGAACAAUUAAAAUCAAUUUGCCAAACAGAAUCUAUUCCUUCAAAUUUUGAUGAAUGCGUUAUGAACUAUUCAAGAUGUGGAAUGCGUAUUCUUGGGUUUGCUGUUGGCUAUAUUAACUGUUCAAAUGAGAAUCCUACGUCUUUCUUGGAAACUUUAUCAAGAAACGAAGCAGAAGAAAGGCUCAACUUUAUCGGGUUAAUGGUAUUUGCAAAUAAACUUCGUCCAAAUACUACUGAUGUUAUUUCAACUCUUAAAGAGUCCAAUAUUAACUGUAUAAUGUCAACAGGAGAUCACAUUUUUACAUCUAUAGCAGUUGCUCAAGAAUGUGGCAUAUUCUCUUCUUUUAACUCCUUAGGACCAUUAAACAAGAAGAUUGUAAUUGGAGAUAUCAUUGGAUCCCAUUCUGGGGAGGAAUGCAUAAGGUGGACAAUGAUGAACAGUAAUUACAAAAAUAUCAAAGUAUUUAACAGUAUUCAGGAAAUCUUGGAAAAGUAUCCAUUGGAAAACAUUAACUGGGUAAUUACUGGGCAAUGUUUAAGGCUGCUUAAUAAACUUCAUAACAUGUUUGAACUUAAAUAUUUAGACUUGUCUAAUGACCCCGAGAAACCUCCAAAUCAUAAUAACCAUACCUUCUCUUUCUUGAACUAUAACAAACAAGCUGAGAAAUUUUAUAGACAGAUCAAAACUAACCAUCAAAGUCUCCCAUGUUGGAUAACUUUAAGAUCAAAUACACGUGAAUCCAGCUCAAAUCGUCUAGAACGUAUUAUUAUCGAUACUGAUGAUGGUGAAGAGUUUAUAAAAUCUGAUUACGUCCCAUAUAACCUCGACUGCACCAGAUACCAAAAGAAGUCUAAUAUCGUAUUAGAAAACUCCAUUGGAAUCACAAACGAACUAGAGAAAUCUAUGAUUCUCAGUUUUAGUGCAAUGGUCCAUGAUAUUCCUUUAACUUUACGUAUAUCAGCUUUGGAAUUUAUUAUUAGAUAUUGUCAUGUGUAUUCAAGAAUGACCCCUGAAGAUAAAGCUAUGCACAUUAACUUACUUCAGAAACUUAAACCAAAUCCAAUGGUUGGUAUGUGUGGGGACGGAAAUAAUGAUAUUCUUGCAAUACAGUCAGCCAACAUUGGAAUAGCUAUUACAGACCAUGAAGCAUCAGUUGCAGCAUCAUUUGUUUCAAAUGAAAGAGACAUUGCUGCAGUUCCAGAUAUUAUAAUGGAGGGUAGGGCUGCUCUAACUUCUACAAUUCAAUCAUUCCAGUUUUUUGUUUUAUAUAUAUUCAUACAAUUCACUUCAGUCUUAUAUCUAUAUAGCAAAGGAACCAACUUCACGGAUCACCAAUUCAUAUGGAAUGAUGUUGUUACCUUUCUCCCAAUUUCUGUAUUAGCCACCUUAACAAAAAGUGCAGAGAGUUUUCCACCUGAAAUACCAGCUUAUAAAGAUAUCCUAAGCAGUAAUGUUAUUGUUGGAAUCAUUUCUCAAUGCAUAAUUCAAUUAGCUUUUCUUAUUCUAAAUAUAUUAAUUGUUUCGGGGCAACCAGGGUUCAUUCCCUAUGUUUCUGGAAGAAGCUACGAGGAUAAUAAUCAAAAUGUUCACUUACAAAUGUGUGUUGAAAACACGGUAACCUUCCUUGUUUCUUGCAUUCAGUAUGUAGCAACUGGAAUCGCAAUUCAUAAGACCAAACCAUUCAGACUCUCGUUAUUUACCAACAAGCUUUUUGUAAUCCAAAUCAUAUUUAUCAUUGUAUCAACUAUUGCAAUCAUCUUGGCGCCAAAUUCGUUCCUUUCCAACCUUCUUAACAUAGUAACUCUUCCUGGCUCUUCAAGCUAUAUUUUACUCACAACAUUUGCUCUUGACCUUAUAAUUAGUAUUGUAACCAUGAACCUAAUUAUCAAGGCUGUGCAUUUAAAGGAAAUACACAGCAAUGGCCCAGCCUACUUCCCUCACUUCCAUCCUCUUCGUGUGCCAAAGAGCAAACUGGAAUGGAAAAUUAAUACUAAUCCAAUUUAG